AUGUCUACAUCAACCACAGCCAACAACAAUAGCAGCGCCGACGUGCUCAGCGCCGCCGACGCACCAAGACUCGCAAAGUACCACCUGCACGAGCCGCAGCACUUCCAGGUGGAGCUCGUCCAGGCAGAGCACCGCAUCCGGCUGAUCAACGCAUGGAACAGCCUCUCCUCCCCCGCGGCCGCCGUGGUGAUCAAGCCCGGCGCCCGCGUUCUGGAACUCGGAUGCGGACAAGGCACGGCGACCACGGUCCUCGCUGAGGCCGUGGGGCCCGAUGGCCAUGUCGACGCCGUGGACCCGGGGUCGCUGGACUAUGGCGCGCCGCUGACCCUGGGCCAGGCGCAGAAGCACAUCUCGGAGAACUCGCCGGUCGGCAAGAGGAUCUCGUGGCACCAGGCCACACCCGAGGACUUCCUCGCCAGCACAAAAGAGGUUGAGGAUGGGGGAAAGCCGCAGCACUGGGACGUCGCGGUCCUGGCGCAUUGCAUCUGGUACUUUGCCGACUCGGCCGUGCUGGCGAGCGUGCUCGCCUCCCUGAGGGGCCGGGUGGACAAGCUGCUUAUUGCCGAGCACGCAAUGCACGCGACGAACCCAGCUGCCGUGCCGCACGUGCUGUCUAUCGUGGCCAGGGGUAUGUCGGAGAGCUUCCGUGCGCAGACAGAGAGCGACGAGAAUGUGCGGACCCCUGUCGGGCCCCGAGUGAUCAAAGAGGUGGCAGGCGGGCAGAGCGGCGGUGGGUGGAAGCUGGUUGGGGAGACGUCGGUUGUGCCGGACGCGGGGAUGCUGGAUGGAUCGUGGGAGGUUGGCACUGUGAUGAGCCAGUACUUUGUGGACCAGGUUGAGAAGUAUGUCGACAACGCCCGCACCAAGGAGGUCAUCAUGACCGCGCGGGAUACAGUCAUCAGUGCCGUCAAGGCUCUCAAUGGGGUCGAGCCAGCAUCCAUGGAUGUCUGGGUUUCCGUCUUUGAAUAA
Messenger RNA from Microdochium trichocladiopsis, 969 nucleotides. RefSeq names its product SAM-dependent methyltransferase. The record is from RefSeq and is a predicted model, not a curated record. The transcript has a single exon. The coding region runs from base 1 to 969 and encodes 322 amino acids. NCBI's taxonomy places the organism in Eukaryota, Fungi, Ascomycota, Sordariomycetes, Xylariales, Microdochiaceae.